Molecule: messenger RNA, 2840 nt
Organism: Musca vetustissima
Lineage: Eukaryota; Metazoa; Arthropoda; Insecta; Diptera; Muscidae
Product: anoctamin-2-like
Exons: 14
Coding region: 27-2840 (937 amino acids)
Biological process (GO): chloride transmembrane transport
Cellular component (GO): plasma membrane
Molecular function (GO): protein dimerization activity; chloride channel activity
Source: RefSeq, a predicted model, not a curated record
AAUCUCCUGCCAUCGAAGAGUUGGCAAUGACUCCAUUAGCUCCUUUCCAAGAGACAACCGACGAAGAUAUAAAUACUCCAAAUGAUUUCUAUAUGAAAUGUGAAAAAAAUCCGUCGUUAUUUUUUGACGAUGGCGUGCGAUCGAUUGAUUUUGUGCUGGUCUACAAAAUCAAUCAACAGGCCAGUGUGGAGGAUCAACAUGAAGAGAAGAGGCAUAUUUUUGAAAUGAAUCUCAUAGCGGAGGGUUUGGAAAUUGAACGGGCAUGCAAGGAAAAGGAACAAAUUUAUUUUGUUAAGGUGCAUGCUCCAUUGGAGGUAUUGCGACGUUAUGCGGAAAUUCUUAAAUUGCGUAUGCCCAUGAAAGAGUUAAAAUGCAACGUGAAAUUAUUAUCAAAAUACAGUCGACUGCGUUAUGCAGCCCAAUACAUUUCAAAAAAGAUUCCUGGUAUGUCCGUGGUGAAUCGCUCAACAAGCAGUGUAUUUUCUAGUCUAAAAGGUAUUAUAAAAUUCUUCAUGAAGCAUAUCUAUGUCGAUGAACGAAAUUUUCCUCGACGCGCACAACGUUUUACUGCCAUCUAUAGCCGGGAUAAAGAAUAUCUAUUCGAUAUACGACAGGAUAACUUCUUUACACCCGCCGUUCGAUCACGCAUUGUACAGUUCAUAUUGGAUCGUCAGCGUUUCACACCAAAGAGUAAAGAUGAAAUGGCCUUUGGCAUUGAAAGAAUGGUGGCCUCAAAUAUAUAUUGUGCUGCCUAUCCAUUGCAUGAUUCUUUGUUUCUCCCUUAUGGCGAAGUAAAUGAAAAGAAUACAAUGCGUCACACGCUAUAUACCCAUUGGGCUUCCGUGCGAAAAUGGUAUCGUUAUCAACCCUUGGAUUAUAUCAAAGAAUAUUUUGGUGUUAAAAUUGGGUUAUAUUUUGCCUGGUUGGGAUUCUAUACAUAUAUGUUGUUAUUGGCAUCCGUGGUUGGUGUAUUUUGUUUUAUAUACUCAUGGUCAACGCUCAAAAAUUUUGAACCUGUGAAAGAAAUAUGCGGUGGCAAGCGUAACAUUACCAUGUGUCCCCUCUGCGAAUGGUGUGAUUUUUGGGACCUCAAAGAGACUUGUUUUUAUGCCAAAAUUUCCUAUUUAAUCGAUAAUCCCAGUACGGUAUUCUUUGCCGUAUUUAUGUCCUUUUGGGCAACUCUAUUUUUGGAAUUAUGGAAACGUUAUUCAGCCGAAAUUACACAUCGUUGGGAUUUGACGGGUUUCGAUGUUCAUGAGGAACAUCCGCGACCUCAAUAUUUGGCCAAAUUACAACAUUUACCCCAUACACGUACCGAUUAUGUGACAAAUAUGCGAGAACCAACGGUGCCCUUUUGGCGUAUGAAAUUACCCGCAGCCGUUUUUAGUUUUUCCAUGGUUUUACUUUUGGUAGCACUGACGCUGGUUGCCGUAUUGGCUGUAGUGGUUUAUCGUAUGGCCACCAUGGCCUCGUUAAUGUUGCGCAAAAGUAAUCCCAUGAAUACAUCAAGUGCCAUUGUGUUGUCUACCUCAUCGGCGGCGUUUUUGAAUUUAUGUAUGCUCUAUGUACUUAAUUAUGUUUAUAAUCGCUUAGCAGAAUAUCUCACCGAAUUGGAAAUGUGGCGUACCCAAACCCAAUUUGAUGACUCCUUGACAUUGAAGAUGUAUCUUCUGCAAUUUGUGAAUUACUAUGCUUCCAUAUUUUAUGUUGCUUUUUAUAAGGGGAAAUUUGUUGGACGUCCUGGUGACUAUACAUUGUGGUUUGAUUUUAGACAGGAAGAGUGCUCUUCCGGUGGCUGUUUGACAGAAUUAUGUAUCCAAUUGGCCAUUAUAAUGAUAGGAAAACAAGCUUUCAAUUCCAUAUUGGAAGUUAUAAUGCCAAUGAUUUGGCGUAAAAUUGGUGCCAUACGUGUGGGUCUCUCCAAACUGUUUGCACCCAAAGAACAUGACAAACAAAAGGAUACCGAAAGAUGGGUUCGAGAUUUGAAGCUAUUGGAUUGGGGUACACGAAGUUUGUUUCCGGAAUAUUUGGAAAUGGUUUUACAAUAUGGAUUUGUAACAAUAUUUGUGGCAGCUUUCCCAUUGGCACCAUUUUUCGCUUUGCUAAAUAAUAUUUUGGAAAUGCGUUUGGAUGCCAAAAAACUUUUAACACAUCAUCGACGACCAGUAUCGCAAAGAGUACGCGAUAUUGGAGUAUGGUAUCGUAUUUUGGAUUGUAUCGGAAAAUUAAGUGUUAUUACAAAUGGCUUCAUAAUAGCUUUCACCUCAGAGUUAAUACCGCAAUGGGUUUAUCGUCACUUUUCACCAAAUGGUUCCUUAGAAGGUUACUUAGACUUUACACUAUCACAAUUUAAUACCAGUGAAUAUAAUCAGACACGAAGUUUGUCGGCAAAAUAUGAUAAUUUAACUACAUGCCUAUAUGCAGAUUUUCGUGAACCACCUACCUCAGAGAAAAGAUAUCAAUUAAAUAAUACAUUCUAUAUUAUAUUAGCCUGUCGUUUGUGUUUUGUUGUUAUUUUUGAGAAUUUCGUUGCCUUAGUUAUGAUUAUUGUACGUUGGUGUAUACCCGACAUGAGCGUUGGUUUGCGGGAUCAAAUACGACGUGAAGCUUAUAUAACAAAUGAAAUUAUUAUUGAACAGGAGACUCGUCGAGCCAGAACCGAACGUGCCAAAGGUAGUCAAUCGUUACGCUUGCCCGAUUCCGAAUCGAAUACUCCCGAUCCAAAUGAUCGUUUUAUACGCAUUGAACAACUGCUGUGCAGUGAUUUGUCUCAGUCACAAAUGGAUUUAAUAAUACAUGGUAGUAGUACCGAGACCGGUAUUAGGGGUAGUGAAGUUUAG